AUGAAGGUCAUCAAUGUUGCGCGACUGAUGCUGCCCCAUGUGUUCCCGAGCUCCUUCGGUCAACCGAGGUGCUCCUGAUCCCACCUACUCUGCCUUCCUUACACCCACAAGGCCUGUCGGACGAUGCGCGCAAGCGGCUCAAGAAGUUUGGGGCAUUCAUUGAGCUUUACCAGAGGCCUCAGACCACAGGGGACCCCGUCAACCCAGGCCUGCAACCAGAGUCGUUAUCGGAAAAGCUUUGGGCCGAUGUGAGUGCUAGCUCUCCAAUAGCCUCUGCAUUACCCCAGCCCCCCGCCGUCCGGACCGCCAUUGGUGACUGCUACUUCCUACAACCCUGCACCUACACGUUCCUUGGCGCGACCCGUCCUUUUACAAUCAAAGCUCUGCGGCACUUCAUCAAUGAGGCCCGCUAUCCCUCGCUGGACAACGGCUCUCGACUCAAGUGGCCAACAGAUCUCACAAAGUCACAGAAGCAACAUUUCUGGAUCUGGCUCAACAGUCAAUGGGCAACAGCGGUCGAAAAGGACGUUCACUGGUAUCUGAUCUUUGGGGCGACGCCGACAUGCGUUCUGCAACAUCACCAUGGUCACGCUGCAUCUGAUGGGUGUCUACAGUGCGGCCAACGAGACACCUUCAUGCACUUCUACUUUGAAUGUGACCAUUUACGUGAGUUCUGGCGCCUGACCUUGCAGCUGCGGAGGGUUGCACUUAGCCAGGCAGGUGACUUCCAACUGUAAGGCAGCUGUGCCUUACGCACCUAAUGUGGCACCCGGUAUUUGAAUUACAUCAAUUCAAAUUGCUUUACUUUUGGAUCACGCGUUAGGGUGCCGCGCGCCUUUCACCAACCUGGAGAAGUUGACUCUCCUCAGAUCAUGCUUGGCCUUCCUCGGGUGCGUGGCGAAAGUCGUGACUCUUGGACCUACAUCGUCGUUCGGGUCGUUCUUGCGAUUGCUUUCAACAAGCUCUACCUUGCUCAAUGGCAUCAGCACAAGGAUCAAAUUCCCCUACCAAACCCGUACUUUCUUACUCGCAAAGUCCGCUCGCAUCUCAGAUUCCGACUUCGACGUCUGCCAGACGGCGAGCUUCUGGACCAGAUGUGAUUGACGUUUUCAUGAGGACAGAGUUUCCGAGUUUCUUUCCUGAUUUUCCUCCCCUCUCCUCUCUCUUUCUCGAUCGUGCCUAUUCUUUAACACCGUGGAAUAGGAAGAGUGGUUGGUGCUCACAUGAUUGGAAUCACACUUCUGGUGGUUUCAGGAGUGUGGGGGCUGCAUGGAUCUAGUGGUUAUGACUUUACAUAA
Microbotryum saponariae is the source of this 1298-nucleotide messenger RNA. Lineage: Eukaryota; Fungi; Basidiomycota; Microbotryomycetes; Microbotryales; Microbotryaceae. The record is from the annotation of a GenBank genome assembly.